Molecule: messenger RNA, 1338 nt
Organism: Aspergillus homomorphus CBS 101889
Lineage: Eukaryota; Fungi; Ascomycota; Eurotiomycetes; Eurotiales; Aspergillaceae
Product: translation initiation factor 6
Exons: 5
Coding region: 397-1140 (247 amino acids)
Biological process (GO): cytosolic ribosome assembly; ribosomal subunit export from nucleus; maturation of LSU-rRNA
Cellular component (GO): cytosol; nucleolus; preribosome, large subunit precursor
Molecular function (GO): ribosomal large subunit binding
Source: RefSeq, a predicted model, not a curated record
CCGGCGGGGCGGGGCAUUUCGGCCUCGAAGCUUUUUAUUUCCUCGGGCUUUUCCUUCCCAUCGCCCAUCGGCUCUCCAGUCAGCCCAUCAUUUUCUUUGCAAGUUCGACUUUGUCUAGUUGGGCUCAAUUCCCCAUUCGCUGCGCCCUUCUGAAGCGUUCAAUCUCCUCCUGAGAGUGUUUGUCCGCUCCUCGCGACCCUCAUUCUCCGAUAGUCUCGCGACCGUCAGCCCCGCCCUUUCGCGCCUAUUUUCACUCCUUGACCCUCACUCGCCUCGGUGAUAUCCAGAGAAGCGCUUUUAAGUGACCGACUUCCAGACGCAAAGUACAGAUCCUACAUACUCCAGCACUAUCACCACCACGAUCGGCGACACCGUGCACGGUUAAACGAAGUAAUCAUGGCUGUCCGUGCUCAAUUCGAGAACUCCAACGAUGUCGGAGUCUUCUCCCGCCUCACCAACUCAUACGCCAUUGUUGCCAUCGGCGCUUCCGAGAACUUUUACAGUGUUUUCGAGGCUGAAUUGCAGGAUGUCAUUCCCAUCUGUCAUGCUACCAUCGCUGGAACUCGUAUUGUCGGUCGUUUGACGGCAGGAAACCGCAAAGGUCUCCUUGUCCCCACCACUACCACAGACCAAGAGCUUCAGCACCUCCGGAAUACGCUGCCAGAAUCGGUAAAAAUCCAACGGAUAGAGGAGCGGCUGUCGGCCUUGGGCAACGUUAUCUGCUGCAAUGACCAUGUGGCGUUGAUUCACCCCGACUUGGAACGCGAGACUGAAGAGAUCAUUGCCGAUGUCCUCGGCGUUGAAGUCUUCCGACAAACUGUGGCCGACAACGUCUUGACCGGUUCCUACAUGGCCCUUUCCAACCAGGGCGGUAUCGUUCACCCCAAGACCUCGAUCCGCGAUCAGGACGAACUCUCUUCCCUGCUGCAGGUGCCCCUUGUCGCCGGUAGUGUCAACCGUGGUAGCCCCGUGGUUGGCGCCGGUAUGGUCGUCAACGACUGGCUGGCCGUGACGGGUCUAGACACGACGGCGACGGAGCUGAGCGUUAUCGAGAGUGUUUUCCGGUUGGGUGAGAUGGGUCCCCGGGGUGUCGGACAGGGCAAUGCCAACAAGGAGAGCAUCGUGGAGAGUUUCUACUAGAUCUGUUUCUCUCUCUCUCCCCCCCCCUAUAUCUCUCCGAUUGUCAUGUUGUUUAUGAAAUCCUUCCCAUACGCACGUUGAAAAUAUCCUUAUUGUGGCCCAUGAUGACCCCGUCGAUGCCUUUCUGAAUCCGGUGAUGUUUACUUCCAUCUGAUAAGCUGUAGGGGGGUACAAAAUAGAGACGGUGGCGGAUGAAUG